UCCCCAGCAGCUACAAGCCAUGGAUGUGUGAGCACCCUCCAGGCUGUCCUCCUGGUGGGUUUCUCUGCUGACCUGGUGGAAAAGCUCUGACUGGAACUGAGCUCUGGAAAAACGAAGUGGAGCUUGGAGCAUGUGGCCUGAGGAUUGCCUUACAAAGCCAGGGGUGGUAGCUAAGAAGUGAGCACUAUGCCCCCAGGCAUUUACUGCCCUAUGGAAUUCUGGUCCAAGGGGGAAAACCAAAACAUCCAAGUGGACUUUCUGCUGCCCACAGGCAUCUACUUAAACCUCUCAGUGUCCUGCAAUGCCAGCUUGGGCACUAUCAAACAGGUGGUGUGGAAGCAUGCUCAGUAUGAGCCUCUCUACCACAUGCUCAGUGACCCCGAGGCUUAUGUCUUCACCUGCAUCAACCAGACAGCAGAACAGCAGGAGCUGGAGGACGAGCAGCGGCGGCUCUGUGACAUCCAGCCCUUCCUGCCAGUGCUCAGGCUCGUGGCUCGAGAAGGUGACAGAGCCAAGAAGGUUAUCAACUCCCAGAUCAGCCUGCUCAUUGGGAAAGGUCUGCAUGAGUUUGACUCUGUGCAGGAUCCAGAGGUGAACGAUUUCCGCACCAAAAUGUGCCAGUUCUGUGAGGAGAGAGCAGCAAAGAGGCAGCAGCUCAGCUGGUCAGCUUGGAUGGAGUACAACUUCCCCUUGCAGCUGGAGCCCAUGGCCAAACGCCUUGGCACUGGUCCUCUGCAUAACCCCACCAAGAACAUUUUUGUCAAUGUCAAGUUUCAGUCUGGCGGGGAGAGCUUCACCUUCCAGAUCUCCCCCAAGGAGUUCCCCAUCACAUUAAUGAGCUAUGCUAUCAAGAAGCAGGCUACUGUCUUUCGCCAUGAGACAGUGGAGAGCCCAGAGGACUACACCCUGCAGGUGAAUGGGAAAUGGGAAUAUCUCUAUGGAAACUACCCUCUGUACCAGUUCCAGUACAUUCGCAGCUGCCUGCACCGAGGCCUCACCCCACACCUCACCAUGGUGCACUCCUCCACCAUCAUUGCCAUGAGGGAUGAGCAAAACAACUGCAUUGCCAGCCCCCCAAAGAUGGCUCACAAGCCUCCCCCACUCCCCAAGAAAAAGCCCAACUAUGGUUCUCUCUGGUCCUUGGAGCAGCCUUUCUACAUCGAGCUGGUGCAAGGCAGCAAGGUCAAUGCAGAUGAGAGAAUGAAGCUGGUGGUGCAAGCAGGGCUCUUCCAUGGCAACGAGAUGCUGUGCAAGACAGUGUCAAGCUCUGAGGUGAACGUAUGCUCAGAGCCAGUGUGGAAGCAGAGGAUGGAUUUUGAUAUCAACAUCUGUGACCUGCCCCGCAUGGCCCGGCUCUGCUUCGCCCUCUAUGCUGUCAUUGAGAAGGCAAAGAAGGCACGUUCCACCAAAAAGAAGUCCAAGAAAGCUGACUGCCCCAUUGCCUGGGUGAAUGUCAUGCUCUUUGACUACAAGGACCAGCUGAAAACAGGGGAGUGCUGCUUGCACAUGUGGUCAUCCUUUCCAGAUGAGAAAGGGGAACUUCUGAACCCCAUGGGCACAGUGCAGUGCAACCCCAACACAGAAAGUGCAGCAGCUUUGGUCAUCUGCUUCCCCAGUGUGGCAUCACAUCCUGUCUAUUACCCAUCUUUUGAGCAGCUGCUGGAGUUGGGGAGGAAUGGAGAACAACCCCGUGCUGCAGCAGAAGAUCCUGAGGAGAAGCUGCAGCUGAAGGAGAUCCUGGAGAGGAGGAGCCACACUGAGCUCUAUGAGCAUGAGAAAGACCUGGUGUGGAAGAUGAGAUAUGAUAUCCGUGACCAGUACCCACAAGCUUUAGCAAAGCUGCUUAUCAUCACCAAAUGGAACAGGCAUGAAGAUGUUGCCCAGAUGAUUUCCCUGCUUCAGACCUGGCCAGAGCUGCCUGUCCUGAAUGCCUUGGAACUGCUGGAUUUCAGCUUUCCUGACAGAUAUGUUGGUUCCUUUGCUAUCAACUCACUGAAGAAGCUAACAGACCACGAAUUGUUCCAAUACCUGCUACAGCUCGUCCAGGUGCUUAAGUAUGAAUCCUACUUAGACUGUGAAUUAACCAAAUUCCUGCUGGACAGGGCCUUAUCCAACCGCAAGAUUGGCCACUUCCUUUUCUGGCACCUGAGGUCAGAGAUGCACGUUCCUGCAGUUGCCUUGAGGUUUGGCCUGAUCCUGGAAGCAUAUUGCAGAGGCAGCACCCACCACAUGAAAGUUCUGAUGAAACAGGGAGAAGCACUCAACAAGAUGAAAGCUCUCAACGACUUUGUUAAAGUGAGUUCCCAAAAGGCCACCAAGCCUCAGACCAAGGAGAUGAUGCACGUGUGCAUGAAGCAGGAAACUUAUCUGGAAGCACUUUCCCACCUCCAGUCCCCCCUGAACCCCAACAUCAUCCUGGCUGAAGUUUGUGUGGAUCAGUGCACCUUCAUGGACUCCAAAAUGAAACCUUUGUGGAUUGUGUUUAAUAAUGAAGAGACAGGUGGAGGUGGAGUGGGCAUUAUAUUUAAAAAUGGAGAUGAUCUCCGUCAGGACAUGCUGACCCUGCAGAUGAUCCAGUUGAUGGAUAUCCUGUGGAAGCAGGAGGGCCUGGACUUGAGGAUGACCCCUUAUGGCUGCCUCUCCACAGGAGACAAGACUGGACUGAUAGAGGUGGUCAUGCACUCAGACACCAUUGCCAACAUCCAGCUGAACAAGAGCAACAUGGUGGCCACUGCAGCCUUCAACAAGGAUGCUCUGCUCAACUGGCUAAAGUCCAAGAACCCAGGUGAUGCAUUGGAACAAGCUAUUGAGGAGUUCACUCUCUCCUGUGCUGGGUACUGUGUGGCAACCUACGUGCUGGGGAUUGGUGACAGGCACAGUGACAACAUCAUGAUCCGGGAAACUGGGCAGCUGUUCCAUAUUGAUUUUGGUCACUUCUUGGGGAACUUCAAGACCAAAUUUGGUAUCAAUAGAGAACGAGUUCCUUUCAUCUUAACCUAUGACUUUGUGCAUGUCAUUCAGCAGGGCAAAACUAACAACAAUGAGAAGUUUGAAAGAUUCAGGGGUUAUUGUGAAAAAGCCUACAUGAUCCUGAGGCGCCAUGGUCUCCUCUUCCUGCACUUGUUUGCACUGAUGAAAGCUGCUGGCCUGCCAGAACUCAGCUGCUCUAAAGACAUUCAGUAUUUAAAGGAUUCCCUGGCUCUUGGGAAAACAGAUGAGGAGGCACUGAAGCACUUCAGGCUCAAGUUUAAUGAAGCUCUGCGAGAGAGCUGGAAAACCAAAGUGAACUGGCUGGCACACAACGUGUCCAAGGAUAACAGACAGUAGAGCAACAGCAGCAGCAUCCUGCACACAAGCUCCAGGAGAAUGUCACACCUGCACUGAGUCCAGCAUUUGGUUUUUAAAGACUGCUGAAUGUCACCAUGCUGAAGAGCCAGAGAGCAGACAUUGCUGCAUGGCUGAGAAAUUGUUGGACUAUCCUCAGCUGCAUAAUGUUUGGGGGCCAAGGGAGAGACAUGAGGCAAUAAAAUUACUGCAUCCAGUGGAAGGUAGGUAGAUGGACUGUUUUCUUAAGAUCUUGUUCAGCUCCAAAUACAUCUUCUAAGGGAAGAGUUCAGUUGUAACAUCCUCCCAGUGUCUUACUGUGACUGUUUCCAUUUUCUUGGAAAUUUAGCUGAACACUGAGAAUCUGCUAUCCCUGUAGCUCUUGUACUAUAGCCCAUCUUCCAGGUCCUCACUAUUACAGCUCAGAGUCAUUAACUCCACCUUGUGUUCACUCCUCCUCCCCUGUUUCACUGUACUCCAAGGUAGGUCACCUUCAGUCACCACUGGAGUUGGUUUAGACAAAUUGUUUUACUCUGCAUUUUGACAGGAUAAAAAUACCCAUGCUGGCACAUUAUUUUGUCUCUGCUACAGAGGCCAAAGUGUUCUGAAACUGAACCAGAACCCAUCUAUCAGUGUCAAAAACCUGAUGCCACAAGAACAAGCUCAGCCUGGCCAGUGGGUUAGGUAUUUUUCUUUGCUUUCCUAAGGCAGAUUUCAGCUGAGCCUCAAGCAAUUCCUGGGUUCCUCUGUUGAUUCUGUCUGUAAGCCUGAAAACAGUAAGAUUGUAUUUUCAAUGUGUAAUGAUGGUGGCUACAGGUACCUCCUGACCUACACCUGCACCAUCCCUGGGACACAGCACUGCAAUUCCAGUGCCAGCUGGGACAGAUGUUGGCAUCUGUGCCCAAGGUGUUCAGCCAGCCUGGCUGCCUGGGUAAGGAGGGAGGAGUGGGUUUAACACUGAAACACUUACAGGAAGCUGCAUCUCAGCUCAUCACAAAUUUGUUCCCUGUUCCUUUCCACACUCUUCCUCCUCUCCACCAUGGUAUGUGACUCCUUGUCUGUUAUUAGAGCUGGUGUGCACUGGUGUGCACUGGGGGGGUCAGCCAAAGAGCCAGCUGUGCUGAUAAGUGCUGGUCCCUCAGCCAGGCAGCCUCUCCUGAGCCUCCUCCUCUCCUCACUGCUGCCUCUCUCAUCUUCCCAAGCAGGAUCUCUCCCAGCUCCCACCAGGUGCUGGAAUCCAUCACCUAUUUCUGCUCACAUGCCCUGGUUUAGUCUCCAGCCACUGUCCUCACCUGGUGACAGUCCUGAGUGCUGCUGUGGCAGAGGGACAGAUGAACAGGAGCCACUGCUCAGAGCAUCAGGCAGGCUGCAGCUCUGGGUGAUACAGGUGGAGCAGCAGGGUUUUAGUACCUGCUCCCUUCAGCAGGUCCCUCAGGUGCUUUCUUCCAUUUCCCCAUGGGCUCCACAACUUCAGGUUCCUCUCCAGGUGCUAGAUCAUUCCUGCCCUUUAAAGAACAGCAUAGUUUAAUUUUCAAGACCCCCCCAGAAGCUGAAUCCUGUACUUGAUUUGUGUGCCCUUAAUGAGGUUGAGCAAUUUUCUUUUGCUCACAGAAUUGGUUUUGGCUUUUUUUUAAGCUCUUUUUCUUAUUCAUGUACAUUUUAAAAAUCCAGACAUUUGCUAGCCUUGUUUCUCAAGUCACAAGAGCUGCAGCUUUGUCACAUGAUGGACAACUCUCAUGUCUGGUUUAAAAUUCCUACAAAACCAGCAAGUUUAGAACAGAGACUGAUCUGCCCUGUUCAUUCUAAGUCUUCCCUGUCAUGGGAUAAAUUUAUUUUGAUAGUGGUUUUGCAUCCAGCACACAUAGGUACAAAUGAUUUCUGAAUUUCAGCUUUUUUUAAUACUUUAAAACUAAAAGAAUGCUGCCCUAGACUGGCUGUUCAAGUCCCUCUGUUUGGGUGGACUUAAUAUAUUUGGUGUUCUAAUGUAUUUGUUCUUCAUCAGCUGUAUAGCUAAGUUAAUGCCUUAACAGAAGUAACUUUACCCUAAGUAGAAAUGAGUAUGAGGAAUUAUUUCUAGGUUUGGGCAGUGAAUGGAACAUGAAACCCCUUUAACACACUUUCCCUCAUUACCUCUUCAUACAAACAGAUGGUAGCAGAGUCAGAUUUAGUGUUAUACUGUUGCUAAUUUAAAUUCUAAUUUCAAGUACUUUUUUCAUAAAAGAUAUUAUGCUAUGAAGUCUGUUCUGUAUGGUACUGUAAACCAGGUUGCCCAUUGCAGAGCACCAGUUACUAGAAGCAGCUGAUAAAACUCAUUUUAACUUAAGUAAUCCUUUCAGAUCCUUUUUUCUAGUGCUACUGUAUGUGGUGAGCAGAAUAUCUGAAGGCAGAAUGGCAUCUCCCCUUCCAAGUGAGCCAAGUUACUUAUUAACACAUUCCUCUGUAACAGUUCUUCAGCAUAUUGUUUAAAAAUCAGUAAUACUGAGCAUAAAUCUACAGCAAGCACCUGGUUUUGCUGGACUUCCUCCACUGCAGACCAUCCCUAGUUAGCAGGAACUGAAAACUGGCCCUGUACCUGCCCAGAGCCCAGUUUGACCACGACACCAGAACCAGCAGUGGGGAAGGGGCACAAACCUGCAGGAAACCAACCCCAGCCCUGCCUGGAGCCAGAGCUCUCACCUGCUGCUGCUUCUGGAGGUCAGACUGAAAGAAAUUUCUUGUAGUCUCUGAGUCUUGUCCUCUGGGAAAGAUGAGCUCUCUGCAAUAUACAGGAAAUUACUUCCCCUGCUGUGGUUCUCCCAAGUUUAGGAUAUUAUUCCUGGAUUUCUGGAACCCAAACAGCAGGUCAUGGGCUCAGCCUUCAAAUUAAGUCUUAUAACACUGGAUCAAUAUUUGCAAUGAGAAGUACAGCAUUAGGAAAUGGAACUUUCAAAUUAUGGAACUCAACAAAUUAUGAGAGAAAACCAAAGUUAUUAUUUUAGCUGUUUUAAAUAUUAUAAUUUUCUGUGCCAGAUUACAUAACCUCUGCUUCACAGGCUCUGAGGGUGCUGGUACUUGGUUUGCAGGUCCCUGUGUGCAGCAGUUCCUACCUUCAGUUGAUGUUUUGGCAGUUUUACCACAAAACUCGGGUGCUAAUAAGAGCUUUACAAAGGUACAAAGCAGCAGUGGCUCAUGUCAUCUGUCCUUCAGUUUUAGAAGUGCAAUAACCCCAAGCUGUACCUGCAUAAAAUGUAAGAACUCAGCAAAGGUGUUUCUGAAGCCAGCAGACUUUUACAGUGAGGUUGCUUAGCCUAGAAAAUUGACUUACCUGCAAGUAAAAAUGUCCAUGAGCCAUUGAGUGGAUCUUCUUCCUUGUGCCCUGCUGGAGCAGCACCCUGAAUGAAACUGGUGGCUAAACUGGGGAAGCAAAGAGCCCUUGACUCCAAAUUUACAAAGCAGCAGCUCACCUGAUAGUUGUCAGCAAGCUGAAUGGUUGAAAAAUCACUUUCAAAAAUGGUACAUUUUGCUCCAAGUAGCUUCUGGCUUUCCAAAUAUGCUCGUGAUAUCCCUUUCUAGUUCUAUUUAUUUCGAGAUGUUUCUGUGAUUAUUUUUUUUACCUCUGUACAAACUGAUUGUGCUUAUUCUGUUGCCUUUGGAAAAAGAAGUAUUUUUUUAAGCCAAACUGUGGUUCUGUAAGAAGAGAAUGUUUACAUGUUUAACUUCAGUUGCUUUAGGUACAUGUUUUGUAAGUCAAAAAACAAUAAAAAAGACUGAGAAACUG
Calypte anna (Anna's hummingbird) is the source of this 7081-nucleotide messenger RNA. RefSeq names its product phosphatidylinositol-4,5-bisphosphate 3-kinase catalytic subunit delta (gene PIK3CD). Gene Ontology annotation, biological process: cell migration; phosphatidylinositol-3-phosphate biosynthetic process; phosphatidylinositol-mediated signaling. NCBI's taxonomy places the organism in Eukaryota, Metazoa, Chordata, Aves, Apodiformes, Trochilidae. Gene Ontology annotation, molecular function: 1-phosphatidylinositol-3-kinase activity; 1-phosphatidylinositol-4-phosphate 3-kinase activity. Gene Ontology annotation, cellular component: cytoplasm; plasma membrane; phosphatidylinositol 3-kinase complex. The record is from RefSeq and is a predicted model, not a curated record. The transcript has 24 exons. Bases 187 to 3327 code for a protein of 1046 amino acids.